This is a messenger RNA of Bacidia gigantensis, 393 nucleotides long. RefSeq lists its product as uncharacterized. The transcript has 5 exons. Gene Ontology annotation, cellular component: cell cortex. The coding region runs from base 1 to 393 and encodes 130 amino acids. Gene Ontology annotation, molecular function: actin monomer binding. Lineage: Eukaryota; Fungi; Ascomycota; Lecanoromycetes; Lecanorales; Ramalinaceae. The record is from RefSeq and is a predicted model, not a curated record.
AUGUCGUGGCAAGCAUACAUCGACACAAGCCUCGUUGGAUCUGGUAACGUCGACAAAGCCGCUAUAUUCAACAAGGAGGGCACGAGCGUCUGGGCAGCCUCAGCAGCUUUCAAUGUCUCUCCAGACGAAAUAAAGGCCGUCGUCGCUCAUUACGCCGAUACAACCGAGCCGAAGAAGAUCUUUGGAUCAGGCUUCAAGGUUGCUGGGGAGAAAUACGUCACACUGCGAGCGGAUGAGCGGAGUUUGUACGGGAAGAAGGGCAAAGAAGGAAUAUGUAUUUGCCUCACGAAGCAAGCGAUUCUCAUUGCUCACUAUGGCGAGACCGCCCAGCCUGGCGCAACAGCAAAAACAGUCGAGCAGCUGGGCGACUACCUGAUCGGUGUUGGCUACUAG